This is a messenger RNA of Dendronephthya gigantea, 2966 nucleotides long. Its product is annotated as putative ankyrin repeat protein RF_0580. Lineage: Eukaryota; Metazoa; Cnidaria; Anthozoa; Malacalcyonacea; Nephtheidae. The record is from RefSeq and is a predicted model, not a curated record. The transcript has a single exon. Bases 188 to 832 code for a protein of 214 amino acids. Gene Ontology annotation, molecular function: protein binding.
CUCAGAAUUCGAACGCAGCAGGUUCAAAAACCGUAAAGGGCACUGCAAACCUUUUAAGACCUACAGCGAACGACGACACGCGAAAUUUAAAUCUGUUGGAAUAACACGUUCAACCACAAGUAAAGCGACCUUUAUUCCAGCAAUAUUUUGAAGAAGUCGUAGCAUUGUACAGAAUAUAGACCACAUCAUGCACGACCCGGUCAGUCGCAACGCGAGAGGAGAAAAUUUGAACUCGAAAAGACAUGCAAGGCAUUUUCCUGAUGGCGUGUCGUCAGAGCAAAGCAAGAACACAAAGAAGCGUCCGUUGGUGUUUAAAGAGAAUACGACGCCGCUUAAUCCGACCCUUUCUGACUUCAACCGCUAUUCGUUUCCAUUGUCGGCUUGCUCACCAAGUGGAAAGCCGAGCAGGACCUUUUCAGACGCUCUGAACGAGAGCAUCAACUUACAGAGGCAGGAAAAACGAGCCGUCUCGCUUAUGCCCGAGAUUUUACUACACUCUGCCGUUCUGGAUAACAACGUUGAGGACAUUUUAAAACUUGUCAAGGUUGAAGGUGUUGACGUGAACCGAGGCGCUCAGCUGGGACUAUUUUCGCUGCAUCACGCUGCGUUCUCGGGAAUGGAAGAAGUCACAGAGAUUUUGGUCGAAAACGGUGCGGAUUUGAACAUUACAACUCCCGAGGGAUUCACCGCACUCGAGGCAGCCGUUUGCGCAGGCAACUUCGAAUGCGCAGAAAUCCUGAUAAAAAACGGUGCGCCCGUUGACAGCAUCAAAGAUGGAUUUGUUGACCGAAGUUUUUGCAAUUUCGUCGGCGGUAAUUCGGUGUCAGCGUAAACAGGAUACACGGAGGUCCUUCGCUCACGGUGGUCAGAGCAAGCAUGUCGAAGCUUUGGGAAGAGUUUCGGCCGAACCCUCAGAGGUAGCAUAGUCAUACGCGCUAAAUUCUCCAGCAUAGUCACACGCGCUAAAUUCUCCGGUUCACCACCGACAAGUCCUAAUGCGAUAAUUGCGUCAUAAUUACCGCUAGAACUUUAAAAUGAAUACAAUUCCAUAUCUGCUUGUUUACGUUUCGAAGCGAGGCGAUUACUGUUAAAUUUGCGCCACCAGUAUAUAUGGAGAUGGCAUCUUGUUUAGUUAGAUCAUCUUGGAUUAUAUAAUCAUCUUGGAUUAUAUAAUCACUUAAAAAAGGAAGGAUUAGCAUUUAUAUUUAGGCCUUUUUUUUAACUUGAAAUUGUUUUCACGCAAAAACAUCUCAAGUAGCUGGCCUACACUCAUGGCCCUUCUGUAGCGAUUUUUCUCAUAAACAAAAUGAACUCGGUUUAAUUAAGUAGUUCUGGCUGUUUGGGGUGAUUCGUCGAAUUAUUUAAAAUUAUUGUUUGAAUUAUUCGUGAAAUUAUCUUAAUUUUUCGACCAACAUUUUAUUUAUCGUCUUGUUAUUUUUUUCAACCCAACGUGCCUAUUUGCAUGAGUUUAUUAUUAGCUGUUUAUUUGUUUUUUCAUGUUCAGGUGAUUAUAUAAUCCUCGAUGCAUUUAUCGUGCAAUGAUCCGGCCUUACUUGAAGAAUUAAAGGAUUAAUCUUGCACUAAUAACCAUAUAAAGAUUGUUUUCAAUCUCUUUCGGGAUGCAGCAUUACGUAACCCAAAAAUGAGGUCAAAGAGGGUGAGUCCGCUAUCGGAAAAUCUUAAAUCCGGACUGACUCUCGAUCUGAAGAAAAACUUUCGGGUUCACUUUAAAACUGCUUCGGUCUUUGUAAUGUUUUAAAGUGUGCAGCAUUGCUGAUUUCUGAAACAGGAUUAACUUGAUAUGAAGUCAUUAGUCCAUUGCGCAAAAUUUGAUUCUUCUUGUUCGCCCACUUAACGUAAACGCAGACAGACAACACUUUCAACAUCUGUGUCAUAUGAUACCAUACGCGUAUUUAGGUGAAAUUGUUUCUGUCUUCGGCAAUUGAGGUGAAAAUUGUAUGAAUUGUUAUCGCACAUACCAAUCAUUUAGAUUAAUUUAAACACCACUUAUAUCAUGACGUUGGCAGGGCUGAUAAGCGAGGACAGUGCGUUGUAUUAACUGAAUUUUGUUUGUUUUUUAAAUCCCAAAAUCGUUUGCGUGGUUCCUGCGAUUUCGGGUGGUAUUUACAACAGACAAUUUUCAAGCCAACUGGCUACACUUUAUGGCUUUUUUUUUCUUUAAAAGCGUUAUCUGCACCGACACAAAAAGACGCAUACGCGUCUGAAUUAGCUGAACAAUAAACCAUUUUGUGAUCGUAGACUGCUUGUCUAUAGCAUGGCUUUGUCUUUGUGAAAAGCUUUGUGCAAUAGGCCUAUUUCUAAGCGCAUGAACGAACCAUAUUUCGUUUCAUCCAUUAAAAGCUUCGUGGUUUUAUGCUUUUUAAUCAAGUUGUGAUCUUUCGCUGAGAUCUACUCUUGAUUUCAUUGCGAUUAAAACGAUAGUAUAGCACGCAAAGAUUUGCGGAUUUUCACGGUGUCUGACGAAUUGAAUUAUGCACCACCAAUCGCUUUUCACGCGCAUUCCAUGUUUUGGCAAAACUGUCCUUUCGCACACAGCCUUGCUAGACGGCAUGCGAUUAGCAUUGGACCUGUUAGAAAGUUGUUUUUAACGCGUUCACAACUGUGCAUCGCAAGUGGGGGUCCGUAAUUGCAGAGUUGAUUGAUGACGAACUUGUUGGAGAACGAUAAGACUGUUUUAUACGUAUAGACACUAAACCUUAUUCCCGCGAAUUUACAUUUGUAUUUGGGAUAUUAGAAUAAUCUAGAACAGUAUACGAACGUCAGACUCUGUUAUUGCCGAUUUGUAAGCAUUCUUUUGCUUGUCUGUCUAGCCGACGGUGAAAACACAUGUAUACACUCAGUUCGACGACUGCAAACUGAGAUUUAUUUAAACGAUAGAACUGUUGGAAAGAUUUGUACAUAGUGGUAAAAGAUGUUAUUUAUAAUUAUUAAAGCUUGUUAUUGUA